Molecule: messenger RNA, 1086 nt
Organism: Xenopus laevis (African clawed frog)
Lineage: Eukaryota; Metazoa; Chordata; Amphibia; Anura; Pipidae
Product: brain-derived neurotrophic factor
Exons: 2
Coding region: 240-1007 (255 amino acids)
Source: RefSeq, a predicted model, not a curated record
GAAAAAAAAAAAAAAACAAUAUCACUGCCAGUGGCUUUUCUGUCUUCUGUAGCCACCAAGGUGGUUGAGAGUUUAAGCUUGCGGAUAUUAGAUUCAUAAGUCACACCAAGUGGUGGGCGAUUCACUGAGCAAAGCAGAAGUCUUCACAUGAUGACUUCAAACAAGACGCAUUACCUUCCUGCAUCUGUUAGAGAGACUGGAUUUUAAGACACUUGUGUCUCCAGGACAGGGAAGAAACAAUGUUCCAUCAGGUGAGAAGAGUGAUGACCAUCCUUUUCCUUACUAUGGUUAUUUCAUACUUCAGUUGCAUGAAAGCUGCCCCCAUGAAAGAAGCCAGUGUCAGAGGACAAAGUGGCCUGGCCUAUCCGGGUCUUCGGACCCAUGGUACUCUUGAGAGCAUAGGUGGUCCCAGUGGCUCAAGAGGAGGUGGACUUCCUUCACUGACAGAUACUUUUGAGCUUGUCAUAGAAGAACUCCUGGAAGAGGAACAAAGUAUAAGGCAAAGCGAGGAAAGCAAAGACUCUGACUUGUAUUCAUCUAGAGUAAUGCUAAGCAGUCAAGUACCUUUGGAACCACCAUUGCUUUUCCUACUUGAGGAGUACAAAAACUACUUGGAUGCUGCAAACAUGUCCAUGAGGGUCCGGCGCCACUCUGACCCAGCCAGACGUGGAGAGCUGAGCGUGUGUGACAGUAUUAGCGAAUGGGUUACAGCAGCAAACAAGAAAACUGCAGUGGACAUGUCGGGGCAGACGGUUACUGUCCUAGAAAAAGUCCCAGUAUCUAAAGGCCAACUGAAGCAAUAUUUCUACGAGACCAAAUGCAACCCUAUGGGUUACAUGAAAGAAGGCUGCAGAGGCAUAGACAAAAGGUACUGGAACUCUCAGUGCCGAACUACUCAGUCUUACGUGCGGGCUUUCACCAUGGAUAGCAAAAAAAAAGUUGGUUGGCGCUUUAUAAGAAUAGACACUUCUUGUGUAUGUACACUGACCAUUAAAAGGGGAAGAUAGUGAAUUUAUCUUGUAUAGAUUAUAUUGAGAAGAAAAUAUCUAUUUGUAUAUAUACAUAACAGGGUAAAUUAUUCCGUAA